Theileria annulata is the source of this 249-nucleotide messenger RNA. RefSeq names its product 40S ribosomal protein S27, putative. The record is from RefSeq and is a predicted model, not a curated record. Gene Ontology annotation, molecular function: structural constituent of ribosome; RNA binding. The transcript is spliced from 2 exons. Lineage: Eukaryota; Apicomplexa; Aconoidasida; Piroplasmida; Theileriidae. Gene Ontology annotation, biological process: ribosomal small subunit assembly; translation. Gene Ontology annotation, cellular component: ribosome; cytosolic small ribosomal subunit. The coding region runs from base 1 to 249 and encodes 82 amino acids.
AUGGAAGUAGACUACCUCAAUCUAGAUCCUCAUGAAGAGGCGAAGAAACAUAAAUUAAAACGACUAGUACAAGGCCCUAACUCCUUCUUUAUGGAUGUUAGGUGUCCUGGUUGCUUGACUAUCACUACAAUUUUCAGUCAUGCACAAACAGCAGUAAUUUGUGGAAGUUGUAAUAUUGUUCUGUCCGAGCCGACAGGCGGAAGAUGUAAGCUUACUAAGGGCUGUUCAUUCCGUAAAAAGGUUGAAUAA